Molecule: messenger RNA, 1936 nt
Organism: Dermacentor andersoni
Lineage: Eukaryota; Metazoa; Arthropoda; Arachnida; Ixodida; Ixodidae
Source: RefSeq, a predicted model, not a curated record
UUAUAUUUGGGUGGCUGUUGUGUGCAGCCUAGUCCAAGUGCUGCUAUGUGGGUGUAGUUUUGGUAGGUAUGUGUUAAUGCUACUGCAGGCAGCUGCAUAUUAAUGUGGCUAUAUUGUUGUGAAUAAAAUAAGCUGGAGGGUGGCACCUUCUUGGUUCCACGUAUUCUUACACCACAAUGCAAUUUCACACAUAACUUCUGCUUCUGCAAGGUGACUUGCAGGCAGAAUAGUCUCACUACCUUAAAAGGUUAUAAUGUAAGUGCCAAAAAGUAGUAAUUGACCAACAAGCCAGAUAGCCCCUUCAGUCACGAAUUAGACUAGCAUGGAUUACUUGUGCAAGUUAAUUAUUGGUUGCAAGCAUUACUAGAAAGAAAAAAAAAAUCCGCAAUUGCUACAAAAACGCCCCCUGUUACACCACCCGUCAAACACUAGUGCCUUCUCCAAAGCGAUCUUCGGUAGCGAUAGAUUUUCCUCAGUACAACGGAGGUACUUGAGGUAAAAAGAACGUUCAAUUUACCUUAAGCGUAAUUUUAUGAUCUAUUCCUUGCCACAACUGCACAGAUAUGGCAAAAAUAGGUCGUGUCUACAAAUGUGUACAGUGACUGAAGGGGAUACGUUGCAUGCCCUUAACAGAGGUGUAGUGCCACCUGCAUCCUGCACUUUUAUAAACAGCUUACUGCAUUGCCUAUGUAUGUGUGCAUGUGUGUAUGUUUAUAUGCUUGCAUUCAUGGCUGUAGGAAACUGAAGUUGCGUAGUGUAUUUCCUGAGUUCCUUUAAAAUGUAACUUUUUGUCUGACAUCAAUCUUUUUUUUUUUUUUGCUUGGACAGAGUGGUUUGCAGGUUGGCCUAUGUUGAGUCAGGGGCUGAUAACCAAUUAUCAUUUCUUUCAACCAUUUAUAAUAUACCUAAGAAAUAAUGAUUGCAUUAAUUGGCUUUUUGAAGAUUCUUUACAACUUUAGUGCUUUCCUGAGAUGUUUUCAUGCUGUACUGAUAAUACAAACAUUAUAUUGAUACAUCUCUUCUGAAUAGGUACCCUUCUAAGGAGCUUUACUGCACUGCUGUAGAGCAACUAAUUCAAAAAUAUCCGCACUUGCGUGACAACGUGAAGAUAGGCAGUGGCAUGGAAUCGUGGAAAGUUGCCCUCAAGAAUAAGUUUAAGAACAACAGAAAGAAGGCAGUGAAUGUGUCUACGGAAAUGCAAGCGGUUCGGGCCCAGAGCUACCGCAAGAGUCCCAGGGAGCCAGUGGUGGAGGUGGCGAACAAGAAGCUAUGCCGCCUCUCUGACAACAAUGACCUCAUCAUUUAUGGGGAGACCAUGGAGUCGCGACAAAAACAUAACGAGUGGCUACAGCAACAUUUUGCAACUGCUGAUCCAGAAGAUUUGCGGCCACGUCUUCUUGCAACAGCCAAGGAACGGCACGAGUGUCUUCGCCGAAUCACGUUGUCGGAGGCGCUCCUGCAGUAUCCUUUCCUAGCAACAGAACACUCGCUGCUGAUGGAGUUCAAUAUAUUGUUCAAAAGAACAAUACUCGACAGUAUUGAGCGUGGCUGCAGCCGUCUGUGCAGCAUCAUUCUCGACCACGCGGAGCAGGACGAGGUUGUUCAAUUCUCUGCCAUGGCUUCUGGUAAUUUUAUGUGUUGCUAUUUUUUAUAGAUUUUCAGUGUUGACAAAACUGCUACUCCUUUCGGGGAUCAACCAUUUCUGUAUAUACAUAAGUUACUUUAUAAUAAAAUCUUUUGCAUAAUUACUUUUAUUCACUUGAGCUAAAUGUACCCAGAGCAAGUAACUUCUUUACUCUCACAUGCAAGCUACAACAGGUUUUUUCAAGCUGUAGAGGAUUAACCACUAUGAGAGAGCAUGCCGUGUUUGUAGGAGCCUGCUUAAUGCGACUUCAUAUGAUGAUUAUGAUUGGUAACUGUCUUCUAAAGAUGUAGU